UCCUCAUACAAUUACAACAACAACAAAAAAUCUCUUUUUUUUUUUUCCCUCUAUCGAUUCUGUCUUCCUCCUUUCUUUCCUCUGCGACCACAACACCCAUCUGGCAUCUGGUCACGCCCCUUUUCCGGCAAAUCUCUUCCGAGGAUACCCACCAUGUCUGGUUUGCAUAAUCACAACUUCUCGCCCGCAAGAGCAGCUUCUCCUCAGAUUAGAAGCACUCCUGAUGUCGAUAGCCAGUACUUAUCUGAGUUGCUAGCAGAGCAUCAAAAGCUUGGACCUUUCAUGCAAGUACUUCCCAUAUGCAGCCGACUCUUGAAUCAAGAGAUCUUUCGGGUUUCGGGAAUGAUGUCCAACCAAGGGUUUACCGAUUUCGAUAGACUGCGGCACCGAAGUCCUAGUCCAAUGGCUUCACCAAAUAUAAUGUCCAAUGUUCAUGGUGCUGGAUUUGGUGGUUGGGAGAGAUUAGGCGGACCGCCUGGAAUGGCAAUGGAGUGGCAAGGGGCACCUGCCAGCCCAAGUUCAUACACAGUGAAGCGCAUAUUGCGUCUGGAUAUUCCAGUUGAUACAUUUCCAAACUUCAAUUUUGUUGGAAGGCUUCUGGGUCCAAGAGGCAACUCGCUGAAGCGAGUGGAAGCAACCACAGGCUGUCGGGUGUACAUAAGAGGAAAAGGGUCGAUUAAGGAUCCCGACAAAGAAGAGAAGCUACGGGGGAAGCCAGGCUAUGAGCAUCUCAAUGAGCAGCUGCACAUCCUAAUCGAGGCUGUUCUCCCUGCCAGUAUCGUGGAUAUUAAACUGCGGCAGGCGCAGGAAAUUAUUGAGGAGUUGCUCAAGCCUGUGGAUGAGUCGCAGGACUACAUCAAGAGGCAGCAACUGCGGGAGCUUGCACUGCUGAAUUCAAACUUGAGAGAAGACAGCCCGGGGCCAAGCGGUAGUGUCUCUCCUUUCAAUUCAAAUGCAAUGAAACGCCCGAAAACGGGACUCUAG
Tarenaya hassleriana is the source of this 984-nucleotide messenger RNA. RefSeq names its product KH domain-containing protein At3g08620-like. Gene Ontology annotation, molecular function: mRNA binding. Lineage: Eukaryota; Viridiplantae; Streptophyta; Magnoliopsida; Brassicales; Cleomaceae. Gene Ontology annotation, cellular component: nucleus. The transcript has 7 exons. The record is from RefSeq and is a predicted model, not a curated record. Gene Ontology annotation, biological process: regulation of mRNA splicing, via spliceosome. Bases 154 to 984 code for a protein of 276 amino acids.